Pieris macdunnoughi is the source of this 1257-nucleotide messenger RNA. Lineage: Eukaryota; Metazoa; Arthropoda; Insecta; Lepidoptera; Pieridae. The record is from the annotation of a GenBank genome assembly.
AUGGCUCGACCGCUAGUGGCGGCCAUCUUGUUUUUCGUAAACAGUUUGUGUUCCGCGUGUGAUGUUGAUAUGGCUGUUUACAAAGUGUCAGUGAAGUUUUUGUGGAGUGAGGAAAGUUUUCCAAAAGAUUAUCCGUUGUAUCGACCGAAAGCUCAAUGGUCGGCGCUUUUCGGACAAUCACACAACUCAUCCUACACUCUCUAUCGCGUAGGUGAGGAGGCGCCACUAAUCGUUCGCAACUUUGUACAGUAUGGCAUACUGGACGCUUUAGUGAAAAGCGGUGAUGAGGACCCGAGGAUCUACGAUCAGUUUUCAACACCACCUGUUGUUGAGGGAGUUGGAGAAGCUGAAAAUAUGGUCUUUCUAGAUGGAGCACAUACAGUGAUAUCUAUUAUAUGUCGUCUAAUCCCUUCGCCAGAUUGGUUCAUCGGAGUUGACAGUCUCGAUCUCUGUGUUGAUUCUUCUUGGGUAGAUCAAAUUACACUCGAUCUCCAGCCUCUGGAUGGCGGGGCUGCAAGUGGCCUCACCUUCACAGCACCUCGAUGGAAAACAUCACCUCCUGAACCAGUUUUCAGACAUGGACCACGUCAUCCCAACCAUCCCGCAGCUGGUUUCUAUUAUCCCAACUUGAGAGAACUACCAUCUAUCGCAAAGAUUGAAUUCACUAAGGUAAAAGAAUAUUCGACCAAGGAACAAAACGACUUAGCCCGAAAGGAAAUGCUUACAAGCCUAAAGUUAAAGGAUAAAAAGAAGGGGUUGCCCAGAAGAAAAGUAAACCUCGUAGAGCAGUACGCGGAGAUAUCAACCAAAAGCAACUUGGAUCAGCUAAUAGACCUGGAAGAAGAUCCUGUCGGAACGCCAAGAAAUAAUAUAGCUGAUAAUAAUGUUGUUGUCGUUACAAGAUCACCUUUAACAGCAACACCAGAGGAAGAGUUUGACAGUGAUCUCAAGAACAUGGAUGAUGUAGUACUUGCAGUGGCACAGGGCAGGAAGUUGGGACUAGGGAAACACCUACCAAGGCAUUUCCGGUCGAGGUUACACCACGCAGUUAACAAAAUACAACCCAACGACUGUAUUGUGUCGGAGUGGAGUGAAUGGACUCCUUGUUCAGUAACCUGUGGUUUUGGCGACAAGUUUAGAACGAGAACUGUGCUACGAGAGACAAGGGAAAAAGGCAGAGUCUGUCCACCUCUUAAAGAUAGAACACAUUGUGGAAACAUCAAUUCAUGUGCGCAUAUAGAUUAUUUCGAAUGGUGA